CACAGCCUGCAACACGCUUCUUGAAACAGAAUACUCAAAAACAUCCUUGUCCCUGUCCCAUCAAUCGCAGAACCGGGUUCUUUUGCUAUCAUGCCACUCGAAACGCACAAAACACAGUCUGACGACCCGCAAAUCUGGCAGAAGUCAACAAGAAGAAUACUCGACUUGUCUCAAGUCUUUCUCGGCCGCCGGGAAGUCCGAAUGACGCGGAAUCCUUCAGCACCGUGUAACAUCAAGGGUCCCCAUGAUGAGGCGGUGACUACAACAGCAAUGCCAAAUCCUAUUUCCACGUGGGUCUGUUGCGGUACAGGCACGAGCAGAGCUUCGAUGCCACGCGUUGUAGUUAGCCUACCUCGUUUGCCAGGAUGUUUGGAGUGCUUAGAUGAGCUUUGCGAAAGAUCCGAGAUUCGCUGACCGCAACUGCCGAUGUUCAAAGAGCGGUGUUCAUUCGCCUCUCGGCUUGUAGGUCCAUGUGGACGUUAUCUGGUUGCAUUUUGCCAGACGCUGGUACAUACGUUCAGGAUCGUACGCAUGUUCACGGGAUACUCAAGUCUUAACGUUCAUCUCUGUUGUCCAGCAGGCACCAUCUGCGGAAAUUUCACUUC
Aureobasidium subglaciale EXF-2481 is the source of this 605-nucleotide messenger RNA. RefSeq lists its product as uncharacterized. Bases 91 to 414 code for a protein of 107 amino acids. Lineage: Eukaryota; Fungi; Ascomycota; Dothideomycetes; Dothideales; Saccotheciaceae. The transcript is spliced from 3 exons. The record is from RefSeq and is a predicted model, not a curated record.